This is a messenger RNA of Venturia canescens, 1233 nucleotides long. RefSeq names its product glucosamine 6-phosphate N-acetyltransferase (gene Gnpnat). Gene Ontology annotation, molecular function: monosaccharide binding; glucosamine 6-phosphate N-acetyltransferase activity. Gene Ontology annotation, cellular component: Golgi apparatus; endoplasmic reticulum-Golgi intermediate compartment; endoplasmic reticulum. The record is from RefSeq and is a predicted model, not a curated record. The transcript is spliced from 5 exons. Lineage: Eukaryota; Metazoa; Arthropoda; Insecta; Hymenoptera; Ichneumonidae. Bases 336 to 920 code for a protein of 194 amino acids. Gene Ontology annotation, biological process: UDP-N-acetylglucosamine biosynthetic process.
CUCAGCUGCGAAGGCUGCGAAUACACUUGAAAGAAUCACACGUGCAUGAAACGACCGUGAAUGUAAGUUUCGCGGUCUUGUGUGAGGUGUGACGUUUGUCUUCCGAUCGCUCAUAUCGAGUUUAAAAAACCGGUAGAUAGUAAUAAUACUCGACUCGUUCGAUAGCCCGAGGCGCGAGUGUGAAAGUGUCGCUCGUGAAAUGCCACGCCGGAGGAAUUUCUUGUUCGACAUGGUGGGAGCCCAAUCACUUCUCGUUUGUCAACAGUAACAAAAUUAAAAAAAUAAAAAGCUGAUUUCUCGUCCGUUACGUCCUCGGAUAACUACGAAGCUUCGUCAUGAGUGAAUCGAAAGUGGGAAGGUUAGAGAAUCAGGAGCUCCUGGUCGAUGUGGAUCCUUACUUAUUUGAUGCUAGCUUGCUCGAUCGCUUACCCAAUCAAAGACAGGAAAAUGGCCUGCUGGUUCGACCGCUGCGAUCCUCAGAUUAUGAAAAUGGCUUCCUCCAACUUCUGGGACAACUGACCGAAGUUGGUAACAUCAGUGAGGAGCAGUACCGGAGUUGUUUCGCAAAGAUGAAACGUGCAGGAGGUUACUACAUAGUGGUAGUCGAAGAUUUGAACAGUGGCAAAGUCAUUGCCAGUUCUUCAUUGGUCGUUGAGCAGAAAUUCAUACACAAUUGCGCUUUGAGAGGUCGUUUGGAAGACGUAGUCGUGAACAGCUCGUACAGAGGCAGACAACUGGGAAAACUGAUAGUAACAACGAUAUCGCAAUUGGCGAAACGAUUACAUUGUUACAAAUUGUCGCUAGAUUGUCGUGAUCGUCUUAUACCCUUUUACGAAAGCCUCGGUUUUGUCAGGGAACCGGGUAACGCAAACAGCAUGAAUAUACGAUUUGAAACAUACGUAGAACAAUCGCGUUUGUGACACAAUUAUUAGUCUCACGACGGAAUACCCAACGAUUAAUUUUCAUCCAUAAACACUGAGGUUUCUCCGUGAAACAGAAACGUGUGCGAUGUGUACCUGUGCGUAUCAUUUACUAUAUCAAAGUCCUCAUAAACUCGUACCUUACAAAGAACGCUUUGUGUAAAAAGUCGUUCUGGCCCGCCUCAACCAUCCGCUUAAAUGCGUUUGUACUAUAGUUUCCAUAAUCAAAUCUGAAUUUCUAGUGAACGAGCUUCUACAGGAAAAAAUACACAUCACACAUCGUACGAUGGAAUAAAGCAAAUUGGAAAAACAU